Messenger RNA from Rhincodon typus (whale shark), 1566 nucleotides. RefSeq names its product regulatory-associated protein of mTOR-like. The record is from RefSeq and is a predicted model, not a curated record. The transcript is spliced from 3 exons. NCBI's taxonomy places the organism in Eukaryota, Metazoa, Chordata, Chondrichthyes, Orectolobiformes, Rhincodontidae. The annotation marks the transcript as partial.
GGGUUCACCUCCUAUACCCAGCACUAGUAGUUCCAGUCUAACCAACGAUGUGAGCAAACAGACGGGACCUAGAGAUAUUUCAGCAGUACCACGGCCAGGAACUGGUGCCACUGGGGGGUCACAGUACACUCCACAUUCUCAUCAGUUUUCUCGAACACGAAAGAUGUUUGAUAAAGGUCCAGAUCAGACUGUUGAAGAUUCGGAGGAUGGAGUUGGGCACAAAAGUUUCAUGUCUACAACUAUGCAAACAGGUUUCUGUGAUUGGAGUGCGAAGUAUUUUGCACAGCCAGUGAUGAAGCCCGGUAAAUUGAUCUUGCAAGCCUUGGUUCAAGGGCAGUUUGGGAUGUUCAACAAACAUUGUCUUCGCGAUCAAAACUCAUAUCCAUUGAAAGAAUAAAGAGAUAAAAGAAAAGCUGGCAUCCAGAGACCGUCUGCCAGUUAAUUGCACCCUUCUCUUUUGCUUAUGGUUAAUAUUUCUCAAGUGUUUCUUUCCCAGCAGUCAGAAAAAAUAUUAGCCACCUCAGACUCAAUAGCCCAGAUAUACUUGUAACUAGAGAGUUGCACAUUGGGACCAUGUGAAUCCCCCGAUGCAGCUGACUCUGUGGGAAUUGCCUGAGAAAUUGAAUUUUCCAAUGAGCAAUUCCCCUCCGCGUGGAAGUUUAAGAACACCUAAUUAAAGUCUGAGCCAACAAGCCCCCUCCCCCACUACAAACCUAACUGCUCACCCAUACAUCUGUACUAACCAAUUCUGAUCAAUAAUUUAAUUUGCUAACCUUUAAUUAGCUUAACCUCCGGCUGCUGAGUGAAUGAAUAUACUUGUGCCCAAUCAGCAAGAAAGUGAGCAGACCACAAGGUAUGCACCAAACAUUGGUUACAAAUUGGAUACAGAAAACAUAAUGGACUUGUAACAAUAUAAUCAAAGUUACUUUGCAAUUUAGUAGCAGAUCUUCCGUGGACUGAUUUACUUGACAGAAUGAGAAUCAACAGUUUCACAGGCAAUUCCGUGUAACAUUGUACACCGUAAAUCAAUGUGAGCGGAUGCAAGGUAUUAACUAUAACAGUGACCAGAGUGUGAGAUUGUAAAUUGAUUAGAUUAUUUGUAUAGGUGUCUUCAAUCUAUGUUUAGGGCAUUAUUUCUACAUGAUUUAUUAGGCUGUUUUGUUGUGGAUGCUCAUCUUUGUUCCUUACUUUACAUGGAAUGCAAGUUAGACUAUUGGCUCUAUUUCUGCUUUGUAUCUUCAGUGUUAAUUUGGACAUCAAUUUGAACAAAAUUUCUGGCUGCUGGUCCCCCUCCACUGUUUGGGGAGUCCCUCAAGAUGUUGUGUGAGUGCUGACCAAAUCUCCUUGGUCUCUUUUAGUACCAUGAAACACAAUCUAUCCCCUGCGUCUUUUGAAUUCAACCCAAAUAGCCUGUUGCAACUUCUGCUUUGUUAAUAUCAAGAUCUUUGCUUUAUACUGGGACCAGCUCCACUUGGAGAGAGGAUGCUGCUCGUAUGUUCUCUUUUACAUGUUCCUUUAGGAGCAAAUGCUGAUUGGAGAGAUGAAAUAAAGAAGGCAUUUAAUACA